This is a messenger RNA of Lactuca sativa (garden lettuce), 838 nucleotides long. The record is from RefSeq and is a predicted model, not a curated record. NCBI's taxonomy places the organism in Eukaryota, Viridiplantae, Streptophyta, Magnoliopsida, Asterales, Asteraceae.
GGUCGUGGAUUUAUAGCUCGAGAUAUGACGUUCCGGAACACGGCGGGGCCACUAGGAUCGCAAGCGGUGGCACUCCUCACCAGCUCCGACAAAUCAGUCUUCUAUCACUGCAGCAUUGAGGGCUACCAAGACACACUUUUUACUUUUUCUAGUAGACAGUUCUUCAAAGAAUGCAAGAUCUUCGGCACAGUUGAUUUCAUUUUCGGCGACGCUGCAGCCGUGUUCCAAGAUUGUCAAAUCUUCCUUAGGAGACCACGGCCCGGAGGAGGGUUAGUGGUGACUGCUCAUGGACGUAAAUAUGAAAACGAAACCACUGGAUAUACACUGCAAGGGUGUAAGAUAACUGCUGGAAAUGAUCUUAAGCCUGUAAUCGAUCAGUACAAAGCUGCUUUCCUAGGAAGACCGUGGUUUGCAUGCGCCCGGACCGUUUAUAUGCAGUCUUUUCUUGAUGACUUGGUGGACCCGGUAGGGUGGCUUGAUAGUUGGGGUUAUAAUCAAACUAUUUAUUACGGAGAGUACGAGAAUUAUGGACCAGGUUCAUCUACUAGUGGGAGGGUCAAAUGGCAUGGCUACCAUGUCAUAACAGAUCCUAAGAUCGCACUACCUUUCACAGUUGCUGAGAUCCUGUCAGGCAACGAAUGGCUUCCGGGAACUGGCGUGCCUUUUAAACCGGGGUUUGAAAAUAAGUAGGGAAGAAGCGUAUAUAUCUACCCUGCUGCAAACUUUACAUUGAUCCUUAGUGAUGAUUUUGUAGUAGAGAAAGAAUUUCAAGGAGAUACCAGAUUCAGUCCAGCAAAAUGUGCUACUUUCUUUCUAAAGAUCAUAAUUUAUUCAAAGU